Molecule: messenger RNA, 1776 nt
Organism: Ahaetulla prasina
Lineage: Eukaryota; Metazoa; Chordata; Lepidosauria; Squamata; Colubridae
Product: vomeronasal type-2 receptor 26-like
Exons: 6
Coding region: 1-1776 (591 amino acids)
Biological process (GO): G protein-coupled receptor signaling pathway
Cellular component (GO): membrane
Molecular function (GO): G protein-coupled receptor activity
Source: RefSeq, a predicted model, not a curated record
AUGUGCAGGAAUCCUAACCUUCAAUGUGACUUUCGUGAGCCUCUUCCUAUUCGGCACACCUAUCAUCAGCUUGGAGAUGUUAACAUUGCUGGCAUUAUUUCUGCAUUCGUAAUAUUUUCUGAUCCCAUUGUGUUCAGUCAACAUCCUUCCAAGGCAUUUCAUGAUGGACCUAUGAUAGUUUUUCAGAAUUACCAGCAUAUCCUGGCUUUAGUUUUUUCUGUAAUAGAGAUAGAUGAAAAAACCCAGAUCCUCCCCAAUGUCACUCUGGGCUUCCACAUUUUUAACAGCAAUUUUAGUCCAAGCUGGACUUACUUUGCCUCAAUCAAUCUACCUUUCACUCAGGGCAAAUUCAACCCUAACUACAAGUGUGGGAUCCCAAAUACCUUGGCUGCAGUCAUUGGUACACCUGACAUCUCUCUUCACAUGGCAACUGUACUGGGAAUCUACAAAGUUCCUCAGGAGAUGGCAAGCCCACCAGCCCCGUCCUGUACUACUGCUGGCUUCAUGGGGGUGCUUUCCCCUCCUGGUAGUGCUACUCUCAGUGUCAGAUUCAACAACAGUGUUGGUGAAAAGAUCUCCUUUGAUACAAAUGGAGAAUUCAUUGGUGGAUUUGAUAUUAUCAACUGGAUCACUUUCUCAAAUCAAUCAUUUGCAAGGGUCAAAGUUGGAGUGAUAGAUCCAACAGCUCCAGCAGACAAAUUCUUCAAUAUUUCUGUAGAUUCCAUCACAUGGCCAGUAGGCUUUAAUCAGGCAUUACCUUUAUCUUUGUGUAAUGAUCCUUGUGAGAGAGGAUACAGCAAGGUCAAGAAAGAAGGGAAGUUGUUUUGUUGCUAUGAUUGCCAUCUAUGUCCAGAGGGGAAAAUAUCAAAGCAGAAGGACAUAGAUGACUGCUCUGCAUGUCCAGAAGAUCAAUAUCCAAAUCCCAGGAAAAAUAUGUGCAUUCCAAAGUGGAUCACCUUUUUGUCCUAUCAAGAACCCUUGGGGAUCAGUCUGACUGUUCUUUCUCUUUGCUUUUCUUUAAUGACAACUUUGGUAAUCACAGUAUUCAUGAAACAUAAAGAUACUCCCAUCGUCAAAGCCAACAACCGGAAUCUCACUUAUACACUUCUAUUUUCUCUUCUCCUCUCUUUCCUUUGUGUCUUUUUAUUUGUUGGGAGACCCAAUACAAUUGUGUGUCUCCUUCAACAACCAGCAUUUGGUCUCAUCUUUUCUGUGGCAGUUUCUUGUGUCUUAGCCAAAACUUUUGUUGUGGUUCUAGCCUUCAUGACCACCAAUCCUGGUUCUAGAUUGAAGAAAUGGGUGGGGAGAAGGAUGGUCAGUUUCAUUCUUCUAUCCUGCUCCCUUAUUCAAAUAUGUGUUUGUGCUGUGUGGCUGAUAACAUCCCCACCAUACCCUGAUUUUGAUACGCAGUCAAUGUCUGAAGAAGUCAUCCUGGAGUGCAAUGAAGACUCUGUUAUGUUCUACUGUGUUUUGGGCUUUAUGGGUUUUCUUGCUCUGCUUAGCUUCUCUGCUGCUUUUCUAGCUAGGAAUUUACCUGACAGUUUCAAUGAAGCCAAAUUCAUCACCUUCAGUAUGUUGGUCUUCUGCAGUGUUUGGUUGUGUUUUAUUCCAACCUAUCUAAGCACAAGGGGAAAAUAUAUGUUGGCUGUGGAGAUCUUCUCCAUGAUCUCCUCCAGUGCUGGCUUAUUGGUGUGUAUUUUUCUUCCCAAGUGUUUUAUCAUUGUGAUGAGACCUGAACUGAACGAUAAGCACCAACUCAUGAAGAGAAAAUUUUAA